GCUCCCCUUUACCAAAUCUAGGUUACCACCACACACAGGCUGUCUGCCUCUACCUCCGGACUGUACCAUCGCAGGGACGAUGGACGCUAACUUAUGAAAGCUGAAGAUGAAUACUUCAUCCCUGACCCACAUAAUGGCGAUAUAUGAGGCUCGGUGAGCGGACAUCUGUCGUGUUUACAGCCCGCUCUUCCGCUGUGCGCUCCCGGCGCGCCUCGCCUCGCCUCCCAUCUUCCUCCGCCUGGACCCGAACCCUCUCUCCAUCUCUCCAUCUCUCCUCCAGAAAGACCGAGAGGAGUGGAGGGGAAAGGAGAAGCGGCACACACCGAGAGAGGGGCGAAGGAAACGUGACAAGUAGCUCCAGAGAGAGAGGUAACUGAAGUGCAGUGCUGAGAAAUCAACGAGGGCUUCCUGCCUGCGAUUCCAACCUGAAGGGCCCUGCGUGAGGUGGCGGACCGAGGAGAGUUCAGCCGGGCUUUUAACUGAUCCGACAGUCCUACAGCUCACCUCCCCUUCACCUUUCAAAUUAAGAACCACCCCCUCACCCUGGGGGCCUGACUCAAGUCUCCCAGCUAUCCCACACCUCCAUCUUCUCAGCUUGCCCUGAUUAAUCCACCCCACAAAACUUCCCUGACUCUGGCCUCCUCCCUCACCCCUCUCUGCCUCGGCGAGUCUCCCCCGGGGUGCUGAGGCCAUGGCGAUACCUUCAGCCCACGAGUUUCACUGGCAGAGCCUGGCACGACUGCCCAGCGGCCGUGUCUACCACACUCUGUCUGAGGUGGGGGGGCAGAUGUACAUGCUCGGGGGCUGCGACGCAGCAGGGAGGCCCUGCCCGGCCCUGGAGCUCUACUCCCCCGAGGGGGACCGCUGGAUGAGCUUGGCACCCAUGCCCACCCCUCGUGCUGGGGCAGCUGUGGCAGUGCUGGGAAAACAAAUCCUGGUGGUGGGAGGAGUGGGAGAGGACCAGAGUCCCCUGAAGGUGGUGGAGAUGUACAACACAGAUGAAGGGAGGUGGAGGAAGAGGAGUGCUCUGCGGGAGGCCUUGAUGGGUUUAUCCAUCACUGUUAAAGAUGGUCGGGCUCUGGCUGUGGGGGGAAUGGGUGCUGACCUGCUCCCUCGUAGCAUCUUGCAGCAGUAUGAUCUUCGGAAGGACGUGUGGGCGCUGCUUCCUCCCAUGCCGACGCCGCGCUACGAUGCCAACAUACAUCUGCUGGCCAGCAAGCUCUACGUGGCAGGCGGUCGCCAGUGUAAGCGACCAGUGAAGGCCUUCGAGGUGUAUGACGUAGAGACACGCUCUUGGACUACGCUACCCAUCAUGCCUUGUAAACGUUCGUAUGGGGGCGUGAUAUGGGACACAACUGGGAGGUUGUGCCUGCUCGGAGGACUGCGGCAGGGAGGAGGACACCAAAGCUCCAAGUUCACCAAGAACAUCAACAUUUUUGACACCAACCAUGGCGCCUGGUUGAAGUCGGAGGAGACGGUGGCGAUGAAAACAAAGAGAGCUGACUUUGCUGCUGCUUUCCUGCGUGGCCGGAUGGUAGUAGCAGGAGGACUUGGUCAUGAGCCCUCGGCGCUGGACACUGUGGAGGCCUUUCAUCCUCAGAGGAAGAAGUGGGAGAGGUUGGCUCCCAUGAACUUCCCCCGAUGCUCCACCUCCUCCAUCGUCAUCAGAGAACGCCUCCUAGUGGUGGGAGGAGUCAACCAGGUUCCCAGCUCAGCCAAUGAGAUCCUGUAUGUAAAAGAAGAAGAGUAUCUGUAGCCUGCAGUAAUUGACACCAGAUGAAUGCAGGAGAUCAGCUAUUCCACUUCCUCUUCUCUGUUCAACCCUCCUGAACCGGACUGUAGUGCUAUAUAGAGGACGCAUUGAGCAAACUAAGACCGACAGAGUCGGAGUGAAAGUCCCUGAUGGUGAUGUGAUGUGACACUGCCCCCUGCUGGGCCGUCCUGACACUGAGCCCCACAUGUAAGCACACACAUGCACAAUGGAGGAGCUGGCUCUUUCUUUAUAACCAGUUAUGUUUCUUACUUUUAGUAUGUGACACUUCUGCGUACGUUGCAGUGCAUAGAGAAACUAUUUUGUAGCUUUUAUGUCUAGUAAUGUAGACGGAAAGUACAUGGAAGACCUUUUUUAUGGCAAAUAUGCAUUUUAUGUUUGGUUUUGUGUCUUUGUUUAUGUCUUUAUUUGUGUGCAGUUUGCUAAUAAGUGAGAAUUUGUACAUAGUGUAAUUUCCACAUAAGAUGACAGGACUGCAAUAUUUGUUUAUUAUUUAAUAUCAUAGCAAAUAAAACGCACCAGGAAGUGAUGUUUGGUUAAACUGUACUGUAACAACAUUUGCACUAAAACAAUUAACACUGAGUGGUAGUUGAUUUUACCAUCAAUAAUUUCUAGUGUAAUGUAGUAAUUACACUGAGAAUGGUAUACUAUCACUCUUCUAUGCUGUAAGCGUGCACAUUAGUGGGCAUGAUCAUGAUAUGAUAUGAUUUAAUGCAUUGCAUAUAUGAAAAGCAUUGCAUAUAUAUUAAAUGACAACGUGUUGUUUCUUUAGGUAAUUGCAGAUUGCUAUUGUAGGCAAAGAAAUUGAUCUUGUUUGAGUCUGUACACAUUUUAUUACUGAAGCAAUACAAGUUGUCUUUAUUUCCAUUUGUGCAACAUGUGCUGUAAUGCUCAUCAGUUAACACCUCACUCAGGUUGUGAUGUUACAGACUUGUUUAUUUGUGACUUCAGAGAUGAUCUACUGACUGCUAUUAUCUUUGCUGUCUUCAUAGUCAAAGCCAAACUCUUGUCUCUUUGGCUCAGGCUGUUGUGUAACAGUUGACUAAGCUGUGAAAUAUUCCAUUGUGUUGAAAAUUCUUCUUCUGAAGAUUUGUAUUUAUCCUACAACAUGCUCAAUCUCUGAUCUGCCCCACACCCAACCAUGUCACGUAAAAUUGAGGAUAUGAGAAGUCAUAUUCAGUGGAAUAAGUGGGCUCUGUAGUAUGUAUUCCACUUGUUUUCCACUAGAUGGCAGUGAUUGCACACAUGAAUCCACACAAGCUUGUGAUGCGUUCACUUACUCAUUAUACUGUCUUAGGUUCUGCAGACUAAAGUGGUAUAAACUGAGAGUAUAAUAUUACAUGUGCAGGUAUGUUUUCUUAGUCAGAUCAUUUCAUUAUUUUCUUUUUUAUUAAUAGAAAUGAUUCCCUCCGCUCAAAAAUGUGCUUUUCUUGUGUUAAUGUCGCCUAGAUUGUCUGAUCUUGACUAUACUGACUUGUAUCUGUGCAAAGUUGGUCACUAGAGAGGUGUCUUCACAUGCUUCUACUGAAGGGGAAGAUGUCUGUGCAUUUCCCUAAAAAUCUGAGAUUCAAACGAAUGUUGGGCAAGAUUUGGUAUGUCGAUAUCGAUUUGAAAUCCACACGCUGACUAAUAUUCAAUUAGAACCUGAAACUUCAGCAGAGCGGAGUGUUUCUAGUUAGGUUUAGCCUCUUUUCCGACCUCGUUAGCGACUUUAUUUCUAUAGAGCGACUAGCAAAAUAUUUUGCGACUUCAGACCAUCAGGCAAGAUAUAUUAUAUUGUAAUUUAUUUUAAUGCAUGCUGCUCAGAGUAAUCAUAGUCUACGGCUCUCCUGCCAACAGCACGGAGUCCCCCUCCCUCUCUUUUUGCGCCGUGAGCAGCAGGCAGUCAGCCAACACAACCACUAGCCUGAGCUUUACGCAAAUUUUAACGACUUUUGGAGCUAGUGCUUUAUAGCUACUUUCAUUGGAAAAGUGUUGGCAACAGUGGAGAGGACUUGUCAGUACAGAAAGAAAAAACACACUGUCAUCGUAGCUGUCAGCCACGGCCAGCUAAGCUAACAAACAACCUAAACGAAUACAAGAUGCUAAGUACACUCACCCAGGGGCGGGGCUAGAGGGCUGUCAAUGUGACAAUUGUGAUUCCCAUUGGAUCAGAGUACUGUCAC
Molecule: messenger RNA, 3936 nt
Organism: Perca flavescens (yellow perch)
Lineage: Eukaryota; Metazoa; Chordata; Actinopteri; Perciformes; Percidae
Gene: klhdc8a
Product: kelch domain containing 8A
Exons: 9
Coding region: 692-1756 (354 amino acids)
Molecular function (GO): protein binding
Source: RefSeq, a predicted model, not a curated record